Acomys russatus (golden spiny mouse) is the source of this 4156-nucleotide messenger RNA. RefSeq names its product nebulette (gene Nebl). Bases 31 to 2907 code for a protein of 958 amino acids. The record is from RefSeq and is a predicted model, not a curated record. Gene Ontology annotation, molecular function: actin filament binding. Gene Ontology annotation, cellular component: Z disc; focal adhesion. Lineage: Eukaryota; Metazoa; Chordata; Mammalia; Rodentia; Muridae. The transcript has 26 exons. Gene Ontology annotation, biological process: cardiac muscle thin filament assembly.
AGCCAAUAAGAACUCAGAGCAUGGCUGGAAAUGAGAAGAGACACCGCUCAAGCCUCCUGCAGGUCAUUCACCAUGGAAACAGGCAUCACGGAAGCAACACAAGCAUAUCAUCUGAAGUGGAAGCUAAGAGGUACAUCUUGGACAGGGGUAAAAAUGAAGGCACCUGUGCUCAAGGCUGUGAAAGAUGAAACUGCAGAGGAGAGUGUGGAGGAGGAAGAAAAACAGGAGCACGAGGUGUUUCCCAAACCUGUUAUUGAAGAUCUAAGCAUGGAACUGGCCAGAAAGUGCACUGAACUCAUCAGUGAUAUCCAUUAUAAAGAAGACUAUAAAAAGUCUAAGGACAAAUGUACAUUUGUGACUGAUACUCCUAUGUUGAACCAUGUAAAAAAUAUUGGUUCUUUUAUUUCUGAGGCAAAAUACAAAGGCACUAUUAAAGCUGAUCUUUCCAACUGUCUGUAUAAGCACAUGCCGGCCACCAUUGACAGUGUCUUUGCAAGAGAGGUGUCCCAGCUUCAGAGUGAGGUUGCCUACAAACAGAAGCACGAUGCUGAGAAAGGCUUCUCCGAUUACGCCCACAUGAAGGAACCACCGGAGGUCAGACAUGCCAUGGAGGUCAACAGACACCAGAGCAAUAUUUCUUACAGAAAAGAUGCGCAGGACACUCACAUGUAUACAGCGGAGCUUGACAGACCGGAUAUCAAGAAGGCAACUCAGAUCUCCAAGAUCAUAAGCAAUGCAGAAUACAAGAAAGGGCAAGGCACAGUGAAUAAAGAGCCUUCUGUAAUUGGAAGACCAGAUUUUGAACACGCUGUGGAAGCUUCUAAACUUUCUAGUCAGGUUAAAUAUAAAGAAAAAUUUGAUAAUGAAAUGAAGGGGAAAAGCCACCAUUACAACCCUCUGGAAAGUGCCUCUUUUAGGCAGCACCAGCUCGCUACUGUCCUGGCAAGUGAUUGGGAAUAUAAAAAGAAUUUUGAAGAAAACAAAGGAUUGUAUCACUUUGACGCAGAGGCCUCUGAACACCUGCACCAUAAAGGCAAUGCUACCCUCCAGAGUCAGGUAAAAUACAAAGAAGAAUAUGAGAAAAAUAAGGGGAAGUCCAUGCUUGAGUUUGUUGAGACACCGUCAUAUCAGUCUUCAAAGGAGGCUCAGAAGAUGCAGAGUGAGAAAGUUUACAAAGAAGAUUUUGAGAAGGAGAUUAGAGGAAGGUCCUCACUGGAUCUGGACAAGACGCCUGCAUUUCUACACGUGAAGUACAUUACCAACCUGAUGAGGGAGAAAGAAUAUAAAAAAGAUUUGGAAAAUGAAAUAAAAGGGAAAGGAAUGGAACUUAGUUCAGAAGUUCUUGAUAUUCAGAGAGCAAAACGAGCAUCUGAAAUGACCAGCGAGAAAGAAUACAAGAAGGACCUGGAGCUGGAAAUUAAAGGGAAAGGAAUGCAAAUUGACACCGAUACCCUUGAAAUACAACGUGCAAAAAAAGCUGCCAAGAUCGCCAGUGAGAAAGACUAUAAACGAGAUCUGGAGACGGAAAUUAAAGGGAAAGGAAUGCAGGUCAGCACAGACACCCUGGAUGUUCAGAGAGCUAAAAGGGCAUCCGAGAUGGCCAGCCAGAAGCAAUAUAAGAAAGACUUGGAGAAUGAAAUUAAGGGAAGAGGAAUGCAAGUGAAUAUGGAUAUCCCAGACAUGCUUCGAGCCAAGAGAGCAUCUGAGAUCUACAGCCAGAGGAAGUAUAAAGAUGAAGCUGAGAAAAUGCUUUCCAGCUACUCUACGGUGGCGGAUACUCCCGAAAUCCAGAGAAUCAAGAUGACUCAACAGAACAUUAGCAACGUGUCCUACAAGGAAGACGUGGGAGCCGGCACCGCCGUCAGGAACACUCCGGAGAUGGAACGAGUGAAGAAAACCCAGCACAAUAUUAGUUCCUUCCAGUACAAAGAACAAAACUACAAGGCCACUCCAGUAACCAUGACCCCAGAGAUGGAGAGAGUGAGGAGGAACCAGGAGCAGCUGAGUGCGGUUUAUUAUAAAGGUCAACUGGGAAGGGCUACGGCCUUAAGUGUAACUCCUGAAAUGGAACGAGUAAAGAAGAAUCAAGAAAAUAUUAGCUCGGUGAAAUACACUCAGGACCACAAACAAAUGAGAGGUAGACCAUGUCUGAUCUUAGAUACCCCUGCUUUGAGACAUGUUAAAGAAGCACAAAAUCAUGUUUCCAUGGUAAAAUAUCAUGAAGAUUUUGAGAAAACAAAGGGAAGGGGCUUCACUCCUGUUGUGGAUGACCCUGUGAUGGAGCGGGUGAGGAAGAACACCCAGGUCGUGAGUGAUGCUGCCUACAAGGGUGUCCAGCCUCAUGUUGUGGAGAUGGAUCGAAGACCGGGGAUCAUUGUUGACCUCAAAGUGUGGCGCACAGAUCCUGGCUCCAUCUUCGACAUUGACCCCCUGGAGGACAAUAUUCAGUCUAGAAGUCUCCAUAUGCUCUCUGAAAAGGCGAGUCAGUACCGGAGACGCCUGUCUCGCUCUCAUUCCGGCAGCACUCUUGGUACAGGUCUGGGAGAUGACAAGUCAGAGAUCUCAGAACUCUACCCUAGCUUUUCAUGCUGCAGUGAGGUAACAAGACCAUCUGAUGAAGGAGCACCUGUUCUUCCUGGAGCUUACCAGCAGAGCCAUUCCCAAGGCUAUGGGUACAUGCACCAGACCAGCGUGUCAUCCAUGAGGUCAAUGCAGCAUUCACCAAAUCUAAGGACCUACCGAGCCAUGUACGAUUACAGUGCCCAGGAUGAGGAUGAAGUCUCCUUCCGAGAUGGCGACUACAUUGUCAACGUGCAGCCCAUUGAUGACGGCUGGAUGUAUGGCACCGUGCAGAGAACCGGGAGAACGGGCAUGCUCCCAGCAAAUUACAUUGAGUUUGUGAAUUAGUUCUUUCUCCUUGCCCUUUGAGCUUUAUUCUGAUGUAUUCAAAUCCUAAUCUUUUUAAAAGAUAGAAGAUACUUUUCAGAUAACUUGGCAAUUAUUUUACAAUAAUGUAUCCUUACUUUGACAAUUAGACACACAGGUACCAGGAAGAAAGGAAUGACUUUAGGGCUGGAAUCGGCAGUAUCCACAAUAAUUCCUGUAAGCAAAAUCAUUAGGUCUGGAGACCUGGUGCUGCUAAUUGUGUUUGUGGUUUCAUUUGAUUGGCUAGUCAACUCUUCUGGGAAAUGUAUUUUUGUAGACUUUAAUAGAGAUGUUGAUUGUCCCGUAAAUGUAACAAACGUAUGAAAACUUCUUAGAUGUCACUUGGAAUCAUCCAAAGCCAAUUCUCAUAGUCCAGCAACACAGUCAUUAAUUUAAAAUCUGUUCAGCUUUUGCAUCAUUGGAUAGUUUUCAAUUCAAGUGAGAAUCACCUGAUAUAAUAAAUGGAAACAGUGGCAGAAUGGGUUGACUGUAACCUUAGGGAGCUUGCAGGACACUUCCUCUUCCCCUGGGCUGACCAGGAGCUAGUGAUUUCUCAUGUAUUCCAUGGUGUAGACUAUCUAUAUCUGUGUUCUGAGCAUCUGCUCAGGUCCCCAGAAUGUCAGGACCAAGUAACUUCACAGCUACUCUGCAUAGGGCAAAGUUCAAUGUCGUUUGUUUUAUUUUUCCAGAAGCCUCUAUCCUGUUGCAUGUCUCCCUGGGCUUAAGCUUCUGUGACAUGGCAGCUGCUUGCCCAUCCUUGUUAUUAAAGUCAGCAGUGUGGCCAAUCUCUCCCUAUCUUUUCUUCUAGUUGCCUGCUCAUCAGAAAACAUUUUUGAAAAGUUGCUUGAGACUUUCUUUCUGUAUUACACUCUAGUUUUGAAAGACUCAUGCCUUAGGAAAUGCACAUAUACUCUGGUAAAUAAGAGAUUUAUGUAUUUACUAGAUAGGAUUUAUUCACUUAAUGCUACCAUUGAUAAAAGUGAUGUGCAUUGACCAGCAGCCUCUGGAAAGGGAAAUGACUAUAAAGUACUCUGGGGGAAAACCAAGGCAUAAAACAGUUGGCAGAUGUUUGCUCCACAAGUAGAUGAUUCAGUCUUAGAAUUUAGCAACCAGUCUUCAGAUUCUAAGGUGGAAAUCUAGCCACUAAGUAUGAUCAUAAAAAGGCUUCAUUUUGAUUUUUGCUUUUUAAAUCACCUUCAGGAUUAGAUAAGAAAGUCGUCAGUGAUUUGGG